AUGCAAGCCCGAGCGCAUCUCCAUCAACAUCAACAUCUGACAUCCCAUCGUCCAAGCAAAGCAAGCCCCAGCACGUCACCCUCGAGUUCCCCAUCUGCCAACCCAUCUACAAACCCUUCCACAAUUCCCAGCACGGCUCCCUCGAGUUCCCCAUCGACCAUGCCAUCCACAAAUCCCUCUGCAAACCCCUCUCCAGAGCCUUUCCCACCAACACAGGUGGUAGGCUUUCGGUUGAUCGAUGCAGACAAAGUAGGUGCAGCUGCAGUGAUUCGGGAUAUUGAUACACCCUCAGAUACGCUCAGUUUGGGCCUUCUACCACCAAACCUGAGCAUCAGGGCAGAUACCAACCCUCCGAAUGUUGACGGCGUCGUGUUCGUUGUCGAUGGCGCCGUAUACAAGACAGAGUAUUGUAUUCCCUUUUCACUGGGAUCCAACUUUGCCUGUGCUGGGGAGAAUUCUGCAUACAAGAUAGUGCAUUGGUUGCGGAAUCCUGGCGUGGUAACUAUCUCAGCAAGGCCGUUCUGGUUAGGCGAAGAUAAUGUUAUGAUUUUUGGGACCAAUCUGCAAACGACUCUGACGAUUGAAGCAGCACCAUCAUCUGCACCUUCGAGAGCUCCGUCGAUAGCUCCGACAGAUCCUCCCACGGAACCUCCAACAGACGCUCCCUCAUCCUCACCUUCGAGAGCUCCUUCGAUCGCUCCAACAGACCCUCCCACGGAACCUCCGACAGACGCUCCAUCAUCCUCACCUUCGAGAGCUCCGUCGAUAGCCCCGACAGACCCUCCCACGAACCCCCCCACAACGUUAUUGGAGGGGGUUGGUGGUGGCGCCGGUGGAGUCCCAUGA
Seminavis robusta is the source of this 846-nucleotide messenger RNA. NCBI's taxonomy places the organism in Eukaryota, Bacillariophyta, Bacillariophyceae, Naviculales, Naviculaceae. The record is from the annotation of a GenBank genome assembly.